Molecule: messenger RNA, 1300 nt
Organism: Phascolarctos cinereus (koala)
Lineage: Eukaryota; Metazoa; Chordata; Mammalia; Diprotodontia; Phascolarctidae
Gene: TMCO1
Product: transmembrane and coiled-coil domains 1
Biological process (GO): endoplasmic reticulum calcium ion homeostasis
Cellular component (GO): cytoplasm; endoplasmic reticulum; endoplasmic reticulum membrane
Molecular function (GO): calcium channel activity
Source: RefSeq, a predicted model, not a curated record
CGGAAGCGGAAGUGAGUCUUCCAGCUUCUCGGGGUGUCUCCGUGUUUGCUUGGGUGGUUGCCGUUAUCUGGAGAUCUCGCUUCGUCUGCUCCCGGUCCUGAGCCGCCGCAGGUGUUUCCACGCCCCCUCCGGGGGGGUUCGGAGAGCGGGAGCCUCGGCGCAGGAUGAGCACCAUGUUCGCGGACACUCUCCUCAUCGUUUUCAUCUCCGUGUGCACGGCGCUGCUGGCCGAGGGUAUAACUUGGGUGCUGGUUUACAGGACAGACAAGUAUAAGAGAUUAAAAGCUGAAGUGGAAAAGCAGAGCAAAAAAUUGGAAAAGAAGAAGGAAACAAUAACAGAAUCUGCUGGCCGUCAGCAAAAGAAGAAAAUAGAGAGGCAGGAGGAGAAACUGAAGAAUAACAACAGGGAUCUGUCAAUGGUUCGAAUGAAAUCUAUGUUUGCUAUUGGCUUUUGUUUUACUGCCCUGAUGGGGAUGUUUAACUCCAUAUUUGAUGGCAGGGUGGUAGCCAAGCUUCCCUUCACUCCUCUUUCCUACAUCCAAGGAUUAUCUCAUCGAAAUCUGUUGGGGGAAGACUAUACAGACUGUUCCUUCAUCUUCCUCUAUAUACUCUGUACCAUGUCUAUUAGACAGAACAUUCAGAAGAUGCUUGGCCUUGCUCCUUCUCGGGCUGCCACCAAGCAAGCAGGGGGCUUUCUGGGUCCUCCAACUCCGGCUGGAAAAUUCUCCUGAGACCAAGCUCAGAGCUUUUUCAUUCCUUUCCUACUUACUCAGACACUUAAACCAAACUGCUCUUAUUUUGUCCUGAGCAGUGGGCACUGUUAGCCACAAAGGCCACUUCCCAGCUUUCUGAGCUAGCCUCAGGCCUCUGUACACGAUUGGAAUGAGAACAGCAUUCAGCAGACAAGAUUAAAAAUUGUACUUGUCUGUCAGAGUUGAAAAUUUUAAAAUAUGUGUAUGUUCGUUAGAUAAAUUUAAAUGCUAUUGGUAUGGUUGAGAAACAAGGAAUCUUUCAUGUUAUGCUUGUCAUAUUCUAAGAAUAUUUUUGGUAUGGCCAGUUCAUAAUUCUGAUAUGUGCCAUAUGCCAUGGAAAUGGUCUAGGCAUGAAGUCAUGGGGAGCUGAACUGAAAACAAUCAUUAGAUCUAAGCACACUCAAAGAAAGAAUUUGUUACGAUCCUUUUUUUUCCACAGCUAAAUGUUAGGUGACUACCGACUUUAAGAAGAACCUAGUUUGUGCAACUUCAUACAUAAAAUAAUCUUGUAGUCUAAUAAAUACACCUUGUUUUAGCAUGUUUAUGAA